AUGGCAACAGUAUCACAUACUCAUAUAUCAACGAUCGAAAGAAAAAAAAAUUCAACAUCUUCUCCAUUAUUAUUAGCAAAAAAAACACAAACUACUACGGUAUCAAUCGGAAGGACUAUCAAUCCAUUCGAGAAACGUCUCAAUCAUAUACGUAUUCAUCUUUUAAAUAAUAGAAUACAACGGAAAAUAACAUAUCAUGAACCAACACUUGUUUUCGAUAAAUUUCUUUAUUUAGGCGGUCUUAAAUCAUUACAAGAUAAAAAUCGUCUCAUUCGUCUAAAUAUAACUCAUAUCCUAUCAGUUAUUUGGAUUCGACCAAAAAAAGAUUAUAUUUCUUCUAAUGUCAAACAUCUUUUUAUAAAAGCUCAAGAUACUAUAUCAUUUAAUAUGGCACCAUAUUUCGAACAAGCUUGUCAAUUUAUUGACGAAGCUCGACAAUCAAAUGGUUGUGUACUUGUUCAUUGUGCAUGUGGAGUAUCUCGUUCCACAACAUUAUGUUGUGCAUAUUUAAUAAAACAUCAUUCAAUGUCAAUUGAACAAGCUGUAAAUGAAAUUCGUUCGCAUCGUCCUAUUGUACAACCAAAUACUGGUUUUCUUCGUCAAUUAAUUCAUUACAAUGAACAAAUAGAAUGUGAUAAAACAAAGAUUAAUACAAUUGUAGAACAAUUGGAAAAAAUUUAA
Messenger RNA from Rotaria sp. Silwood2, 681 nucleotides. Lineage: Eukaryota; Metazoa; Rotifera; Eurotatoria; Philodinida; Philodinidae. The record is from the annotation of a GenBank genome assembly.